Exophiala xenobiotica is the source of this 1441-nucleotide messenger RNA. RefSeq lists its product as uncharacterized. The transcript has a single exon. Lineage: Eukaryota; Fungi; Ascomycota; Eurotiomycetes; Chaetothyriales; Herpotrichiellaceae. Bases 77 to 1273 code for a protein of 398 amino acids. The record is from RefSeq and is a predicted model, not a curated record.
CUGGCACUCAACCUUGGAAAUCUUCCCGCAUCUUUCAAUUGGUACAAUCUAUUCUGCACUGUGCAGUGCCAAAACCAUGGUCCAGCUCAGCACCGAUCCGACAUUCCACUACCAAAUCAUCCGCGCCCUCGGCCUGGCCAGCUAUGGCGGUGCCGACGUCGGCGAAGUCCUCGCCACAGCCGACGAAAUCAAACCCGGAGACUUUGAAUCGUUCUAUGCUGCAUUCAACAAACGUGCCGAACGAGUCCUGACGCAGGCUCGACAGACGCGCCAUCCCGUCUCGAUCCGCGACGCCAUGUUCCGCGCCGCCACGUACUUCCGCCUGGCCGAUCUCUAUAUCCACAACAACUGGGACGACCCGCGAAUCCUGAGAAUAUGGGGAAAGCAGACCGAAUGCUUCGACCGGGCGAUGGCGCUUCUGCCGACCCCCGGCCAGCGGAAAGUGAUACCAGCUCCGGCCGGCUUCCAGGUCCCGACCAUCUUCUUCCCAGCCAGUAAAGACACCGACGAAAAGCGUCCGACGAUACUUAUGUGUAGUGGCCUAGACGGAUCCAUGGAGGAAAUGUACCAUGUACACGGCAUUGCGGCAUUACAGCGAGGUUUCCAUGUCGUUUGCUUCGAAGGGCCAGGACAGGUCUUUACACGCCGGUCUCAGGGACUCGGGUUUAUCCUGGAGUGGGAAAAGGUCGUCGCGCCCGUGCUUGACCACCUCGAAACUCUCUCCUAUGUCGACAUGGCCCAGGUUGGCCUGCUCGGGUAUUCGCUGAGCGGUCUUCUUGGAGCUCGGGCAGCGGCAUUCGAACACCGUCUGGCUGCCUUGUUUUGUGUAGACGGAAUGUACAGCCUAGCCAACACCCCGGUCUUCCCGACCGCAAUGGGUAUGCUCAGUCAGAGACUGGCGAACGCGGACGACGAAUCGCUCGACGCUCUAGUCCAUCAUCCCGACAUUCCGACGACACUGCGGUGGGCGCUUUCGCAUUGCAGGUGGGCCUUCAAAGUCAAGUCCCCCUUCGAGCUUGUCGAGAAGAUCAAACAGUUUACCAUCGCCGAUGUGGUCGCUAAGAUACAGUGCCCUGUUCUGGUGUGCGAUGCCGUGGAUGAUCAUUUGGCCAGGGGCCAGCCAAAGAUGCUCGUGGACGCGCUGGGGGACAAGGCCACGCAUAUGGUGUUUACGGCAGACGAUGCUGCGGAAAAGCAUUGUCAUCUGGGCGCUGCUAGAUUUUGCAAUCAGGCCAUUUAUGAUUGGUUUGAGGAGAGGAUCCUGAAGAAGUGAAGAAUGGCUGAUUUCACUGCAUGGUAGAUACGAGAUUUGUUGAUGGGUUCCCGCAUCGUAGAGAUCUUCAGUACACGAGAGUACUAGUAUCUCACCAAUACGCGGCAUUAGAGGAUUCGGUCUCUGACAUCGCAGUCCUGUGUUUGGGACAAGAAUCAUCAUUUUCCC